This is a messenger RNA of Hemisphaericaspora subhashii, 738 nucleotides long. RefSeq lists its product as uncharacterized. The transcript has a single exon. The record is from RefSeq and is a predicted model, not a curated record. The coding region runs from base 1 to 738 and encodes 245 amino acids. Lineage: Eukaryota; Fungi; Ascomycota; Pichiomycetes; Serinales; Debaryomycetaceae.
AUGUACUACUACGACGAUAUGGUUGUAGGGCCAUCAUCCCAGCAAAUACCUACUUUCCGAGAAAACAUUGAUUAUUUAGAAUAUGUACCAAACACCAAUACUAAACAUUAUUUACAUGAUAAUAUUAACUUGAUUAAAUUCAUGAAAUACAUCAAUAACAAUCCCGACUAUAAAUUACAUAAUGCAUUCUUAUACCAACGUUUAUCAAACAUUUGUUGGAGAAGAUUUUCCAAGAACUUUCAUCAAUUAUCAGAAAUCAAUCCCUACGUUAUUAAUUGGGAUAAGAACUCAGAUAUCACGUGGUUAUUUGGACCUAAGAUAGCAUCUGAAGAACAAGAACAACAACAACCAGAACAACCAAAGCAAACUACCAGCAUAUACUCAUGUCAAGAAGAAGAAGAUAACAUGUCAGUGUCAUCACUUGUAUCUGAAUCAUCUAUCAAUAGUACAUUUAAUGAUGAUGAUGAAUUCUCAGCAUCUUCACGUAAGAAUAGUACUAUCUCAAGUAGUUCAUCAUACUACGAUGAAGAUGAAGAAGAUGAUUACAACUGGAAUUUGAAAUCCAUCUUAAAGAAGGGUCAUAAGGAAGAAGAAGAAGAUGAAGAUUAUUUAUGCAUUUCUGACUUAAAACAUCAUCAACAAAGAAAGAAAGUAUCAUUCAAUUACAUUGUUAAUACAAGAGAAAUCAUUAAUGGUAUCUCUGUUGAUUAUGAUUUCUUAGACCAUGAUUGUUUGUAA